CUUCCGACAGAAAGGCCCGGGAGGCGGGGACUCGGCGAGGCUCCGGGCGUAGUUACCGGGUUGGGCGGGGUACAUCUGGGAGGGGUUUGUGGGUGAGCUCUGGGUCCCCCGCCCGCUGCGGAGAUGGAUGAAGAUGGGCUUCCACUCAUGGGGUCAGGCAUAGACCUGACCAAGGUGCCAGCUAUUCAACAGAAAAGAACGGUGGCAUUUCUAAAUCAGUUUGUGGUGCAUACUGUACAAUUCCUCAACCGUUUUUCUACAGUUUGUGAGGAGAAACUGGCAGACCUUUCUCUUCGGAUCCAACAAAUUGAAACAACUCUCAACAUUUUAGAUGCAAAGUUGUCAUCUAUCCCAGGCCUAGAUGAUGUCACAUUUGUGUCCAGUGUGUCCAGUGUCACAAAUGGAUCACAAUCUGAAACUACUUCAGAGUUGUCACAGAACAGUACACAAGACUCUGGACCACAGGAAAGUGAAGUAUCAUCAGAAAAUAUCUUAACUGUAGCCAAGGAUCCAAGAUAUGCCAGAUAUCUCAAAAUGGUUCAAGUGGGUGUUCCGGUGAUGGCAAUAAGAAACAAAAUGAUAUCAGAAGGACUGGAUCCAGAUCUUCUUGAAAGGCCAGAUGCUCCAGUGCCUGAUGGUGAAAGUGAAAGGACUGUAGAAGAAAGUUCAGAUAGCGAGUCUUCUUUCAGUGACUAAGCUGAAUUUUGAUAAAAAUUACAUAUACAUGUGUAAGGGUACGUUUACAUUCUAUGAGAGAGUCUGACUCUCUUCAUCAUAGAAAACAUCAAAUAGCCACAUAUUUACCACCAAGCUUCUUCAUGUUAAAAAAAAUAAAGCAUUUAUAACCUGCAAGUAUGUCUUGUUACCAAAAUAAGGGUUCUGAAAUCAAAAAUUGAAUAACCUCAAUUGCAACUAGUGUUUUAAAAUGAAGGUAAGCUAUUCCAGGAAUGCAGUGAGCAUUAUAGAAUGAAGUUAAUGUGAAUAUUUUAGAAUGGAAAGUUAUGUACAUUUUUAUUCUAAAAAUUGUUAAAGAAAUUUCUGAUAGAAGAUAAUAUUGGAAUGAAAUUGUGACAACUUGAAACUUAUAUGUCAUAUCUAUUAUGGAUCUGGAACUUAUUGAUAGUAUUUAUUAGUAUGCACAUUACCCCUUGGCCAGUAGUUCAUAUGAGUAUGAAAGUGAGAUAUUUUUAUUUAUUUUCAAGUAGAAAUAUUGAAGGUAGUUAUAAUGUGGUUCAGAGUAAGCAAGCAUCAUUGUCACCAGCUUCUUUAUUGCCUAAACCGGAAAACUUCAUUUGCACAAAAUUAAAAUGCUCUCACCUCGACUUGCAAAAAAAAUUCUUCAUAAACAAAUAUUUUUUUGUUUAAUAUCUAGAAAAUCCCCAAAAUACUUAGAUGAAGAGACAUAAAUGCAUUUGGUUAGUGGUUCUCAACCUAGUUUAGGUCACCUGAAAGUAGAGUCAGAGAAAAGAUUUGGAUGUCUGGAGGUCAUUUGUGAGGUGAUCUCAGGAAGCCUAAAUAAGAACAUGGAGAAGAAGGAGAAAACCAAUAUGAAGAUGUAUUGUAUUAUCAAGGUUACUAUUUUGGUCUUGAGUGCUCUAAGACCUCCUAAGAAGCUUAUAGACUGCCUCCCAAUAUUGUCCACCUGAUAGAACUGCAGACAUUUAAUUAGCAGUUUUCAUUACCCAUUAUAGUUGAGAGUUGCUGCCAGGGGCAUUAACUUCCCCUACAUUUCUGGGCUGUACUGUUUUUUUGGGGGGGAAACAGUAUCUCCCAAUAUUGAAGCAGGACUUGGAAUAGCAAGCAGAUCAAGAUGCUCAUGCUUACAUUGGCAUUUCACUGACAAGAAGGACAAACCUGAGCUUACUUAGAACUAUCCAGGGAAACUAUGGCUGCUACUAGAAGCAGAAAAGAAGUAAUGUGGAGCAAAAGAGGUGUUUGCUGCUGUCCACUUUUUGACCAUUCCAUAUUAAGUCUACUCUGUCACCGAGACUUCUAGAUGAUGGCCAGCUGUAGCCUUCCUAAAAGACUACACAGGAAGAUUAGUUGCAGUCUUUGUUGCUGCACCUCAAUCCAGACCAAAACUAUUAUUAUCAUCUCCUUCCUUCACCACCCACUUUAGAUUUCUCUUGGUCUGUGCCAGAAACUCUGCUGGACAAAGUUGGUUGCCUGGUAAAGAGACCUAAAAAGUUAAGUUCUCUUGUCCCAGAGAAUGGUUAUUUUGACCAAUAAGGUCUCCUUUAUCCAACCUUACAUUCUGUCUCUCUGAUCCAGUAAACUCAAAGAUCUAUUCUCACAUGUUAUCUAGCUUACUAGCAGUACUUAACCAGCCAGUUCCUGAAAUCCUUUCAGUAUGGAACCUAUUUCUUCCCAGCUCAAUAACUAUAUUUUCCCUCUCAGACGAAACCUGAUAUCAUUUAAUCAUCUUGAAAUAAUGCCAGAGAGCAGAGUUGGGUCUUAGGGAUGAGAGUUCUCUUAUAAGUCACCAGCUUCAGGUAACACUCUGAGUGGUCUCCAGGUAAGGGGAGGCUCCUUUCCUUGAUUGUGUAAGAAAGAGCUCUUUGGAUGGUGUAGUGGGCUUAGAGGAAACCAGGGAUUCAGGCCUCUGAAGCCCAGAUUUUCUCAUCCCAUAUCUCAGUCACACCCCUUUGCUAUCAGGGCCCUGGCUUAGCAAAGUAAACUUGUUGAGGUUGUACCUCUCCUCUCCUUUACCAUUUUUACACUCUGGGUCUGAUUUUCCUGGACAGGAGGCCUUUUGGCUUCCACAGUAUGCUCAGGGUUGAUGAUUGGCCAAUCUGGGCCUGUCAAUUUCUCUUCUCAAAAUAUCCAAGGCAGUUAACAAAUGCUAGUGAGUUCCAUAAUCCUUUGCCCCCAUGCUGUUCUAGUGACAGAACUACCAGUUACUCCAUUACUUCUCACCCUAUUCCACCAUAGAUGAGAUUCACAGGAAUUAUGAUGCACAUGGAGGGCAAUUACCAUCCUUCUUAACCUAGAAAUAGGAGUAAAUGAUCUAGUCCAGAAUUCCAUCCUAAUGGAUUUUCUUUCCAGAGUCACUUCUCAUACCUAAAGCAUACUCUGAGAUAGAUACUUGUAUUUGUGAAUCAACCCCAGGACGUAGAAAUGAGAGCAACCAGAAUGAAAGAGGGAAGAAAAUCCAAUACAAGGAUAUAUUACUGAGCUAGCCAUUGUGGGUACUUGAGAUUUGAUUUCAGUACUAGCACUCCUUACAAAUGAAUAAUGCUUCCCAGAAUUGCCCAUCUGAAGACUGGAGGGUGGAGCAUUUGUGCACUAGCCUAGGACUAUUACUAGGGGGUAUUACUCCCUACACUUGUGGGAUCUUCUUGCUCAUAGGCCUUGGGGUCUUCUGUGGCAUUAAAAAGGACACUGAAUUGGAGACUGGAGAAUGAGGCUUUCAUUUGAGAUGGGUUGCUCCACCAAAAGAUGAAACCCAAAAGAUUGAGUACAACUCUCUAUUACAUCUGUGGUUGAACUCCAGGAGAGACCCAGAGAUGUAUUUCAGGGUAUCACUAGAAGCAGCAGAUAUAGACAGUCUUCCUCCAAAAUAUUAGAUUGACCCAAGCUUAUGUUUAUUUAAAAUAUAUAGUUUCUUCUUGGAUAUAAAGACAAAUUGGAUCAUAAGCCACACACAGGAUUUCCAGAACUUCUUCAUUAAAAGUUUUAGUUUUUAAAAUCUUCCCCAAAAUGAGCAGAGGAUAAACAAUAACUAAAUCUAUAUCUUUAUAUUCUGUUAUAAUAGAAUUUUUAAAUGUUUCCUAUUACACACAUCUCAUAGAGUUUUUCUGUGAAACUUUUAUAUCUGAACUAGAGCCUGGCUCUGGAUAUUGUGUCCAUGUGCUCUUAAAGAGUGUCCAGACAAUAUAAUGGUCAGUAAAAUGCUUUUUUUUCUGAUCAUGUAUGUUCUUCACAAAAACAAUCUUGAUAUCUAGGGUUCAUGAAGAACUUACAUUCCAACAGUUUAUUUAUUGAUUUAUCUGUUAGAAAAGCAUGAUGGAUUUACUUAAUGAAAUGGAAUUAAUACUCUGAGGUAUAUGGAGCAGACUGCUUCCAAGAGAGGAUAUGGCCUUGUGUAUUCUACAUUGUGGGCUUUUAUGUCCUGCUUGGGAUUCUCCCACUCUGAAUUAUUUAUCUGAGGCGGUUACUACACUUUCCUGCAUGGUUUAGUGUGCUUGCACUGAUUUUGCCAUGUUAGAAAUUUUUGCAACAUAGACUGUGCCCAUUUUCUCCACAAUGGCAGGAAGCUGUCUAACCAACCUCAAGAAGACAGUUCUUUGGCCAGUUGGGUGUUGCCUGGAACAGCCUGAAUUUCCUUUCUCUACCUCUCUUGCUCAUGUCUGCCUAACUACCUGUUCUAACAUUCCCCCAUCAAGGACUUGGAAAUUCCCACAAUUUAAUCCUGUAUUUUAAUAGCUGUUGCAACAAUGACAAGUUGUCUUUCAAAAAAUUAACUUUUAAAUUUUUUGUUGGUAAGAUUAAUAAGUGAAAGGACUGACAAUAAAGCAAACGUCACACUGA
Messenger RNA from Ictidomys tridecemlineatus (thirteen-lined ground squirrel), 4530 nucleotides. It is a transcript of the gene Washc3, whose product is annotated as WASH complex subunit 3. The record is from RefSeq and is a predicted model, not a curated record. Lineage: Eukaryota; Metazoa; Chordata; Mammalia; Rodentia; Sciuridae. Gene Ontology annotation, cellular component: WASH complex. Gene Ontology annotation, biological process: actin filament polymerization; exocytosis.